This is a messenger RNA of Lactuca saligna, 1854 nucleotides long. Lineage: Eukaryota; Viridiplantae; Streptophyta; Magnoliopsida; Asterales; Asteraceae. The record is from the annotation of a GenBank genome assembly.
AUGAAGAACGUCGUUUGUGGGGAUUUUUAUGGCGAUGAAUGUUACUUCAAUUCAAUGCUCGAUAUAGGUGAUGAAGAUGAAGAUAACUCUACAAAAGAAAGUGAAGGUGGCUACGAGGAUACAUCUGAUGAAAAUGAGAGUGACAAUGAAUCAGGUCAAAGUCUUGAUGAUUGUGAUGGUACGAAAUCUGAUGAAAAUGAAAGUGUCAACAAUAGUAUUUUAUAUUCACCUGGUGGAUCUAAUCAGCUCUGGAAACCUAGUGUCACGAAAGAAUUGAUACCUGAUGAUCAGGUUACAUUCAAAUCACUGACACAUGCAAUCAAUAUGUAUAGAAAAUAUGCAGAACAUGCGGGGUUUGAUGUUCGGUUGAACACAACUACAAGGUUUCGGCAUGAAAAAUCAAUAAUAAAGAUAAAGUAUGUAGUUUGCAAUCGCGCUGGGAAAAUACCAGAUAGAAGCCUGGAUACAAUGGAUACAAAUAAUGGUGGAAGAAAACAUAGGAAUUCAAACUUUAUUGUAACAAAUUGUAAAUCAUUGAUAAAGUUUGAACGUGUUAGUAUUGGAACAAAUGAGUUUCAAAUUAGAGAGUUUCAAGAGCUGCAUAACCACCCUCUUUAUACCAUAGAAGAGCGCAGACAUUCAAAAAAAGCUAGAAAAUUAAAUUAUGCAGACAAGGAGUUUAUUAUAUGCGCAGCAACGACAAAUGUGGGUGCAACAAAGGCGCAUAAACUUCGUGCUACGUUAAAAGGCAACAAGGAUGCGCAAUUAAUAUUGAAUAAAAUGAAUGAGAGGAAAACAUAUUAUCCAGAUUAUUCCUUUGAGUAUAAAUGUGUCGAUAGUGUGUUAAAUGCUAUGUUCUGGGCUGAUGAAACAGAUAAGGUAUUCUACAAGGAGUUUGGAGUUGUGAUAUCUUUUGACACUACCUUUCGAUCAAAUAAGUAUGGAAUGGUAUUUGUACCUUUUACAACUAUUGAUAAUCACAAAAGAUUUGUUACUGUUGGUGCUAGCCUACUUAGUAAUGAGAAAAUAGAGUCUUAUUGUUUGUUGCUUGAAGCUUUUUUAAAGGCUCGUGGAAAAGAAUCAACAUUGGUGUUAACAGACCAGGAUCUAGCGAUUCUGCAAGCAGUCGAGGCUGUAUCCCCGAAUGCAAAGCAUAGACUUUGCCUAUGGCAUAUAACAAAAAAACUAGAGGCAAAGAUAGUAAUGAUUACACAUUUGGAAAAAAGGAGACAAGUGAAGACAAAGUGUAAGGUGGAACUGAAGUUGCUAGAAAAGGAUGUAAAAUGUAUAUGCGAACUCUUCAAGCAAAUGGGUAUUUUGUGUCGACAUGUAUUUGCAGUUCUGAAGAAUAAUCACAUUGAGGAGAUACCGGAGCAAUAUAUUAUGCGGAGGUGGAGAAGGGAUAUUAUUUCUAGCCAUUUGUUGGUUAGUAAGAAUGGGCUUGCUGAAUUGGAAGAUGAAACUUUUAAGUUGUUAAUCGAAGCAUAUAGUAACUUGGAGUACUGUCUGGAGCGUCUUCAGAAUGAUAAGGAUAAAUUAGAAGAGUUUAUGAGGACAACACGUACGAUGAGGAAGGUGUUUAAGCAAGAUUCGGAUAACACUAUUGCAUUGGAUGAAAGUGAUGAAGCUGUGUUUAGGCUAUUUGGGGUUAUCAUUCCAGAGCAGAUUGAAGUUAAUGUCCCACCAAUGAUGCAUAAUAAAGGGAGUGGGACUAAGAAACGGAUGGUUAGUGCAGCGGAGAGGGCAGUUGCAUCUUCUAAAAGUGGGUCACGAAAGUGCACAGGAUGCAACUUAUAUGUGAAUCAUAAUUGGAGGACUUGCAAAGUAAGAAUUGCGCGUGAGAAAUCCAAUUGA